Messenger RNA from Ochotona princeps (American pika), 703 nucleotides. Its product is annotated as alveolar macrophage chemotactic factor. The record is from RefSeq and is a predicted model, not a curated record. Gene Ontology annotation, cellular component: extracellular region. Gene Ontology annotation, biological process: cellular response to lipopolysaccharide; neutrophil chemotaxis; inflammatory response. The transcript has 4 exons. Bases 1 to 342 code for a protein of 113 amino acids. Gene Ontology annotation, molecular function: chemokine activity; CXCR chemokine receptor binding. NCBI's taxonomy places the organism in Eukaryota, Metazoa, Chordata, Mammalia, Lagomorpha, Ochotonidae.
AUGAGCCUCCAGUUCAGUACCGCCCGCGUCCCUGGCCUCUCGGGCUCUCUGUGCGCGCUACUGGCGCUGCUGCUGCUGCUGCUGACGCCGCCCGCGCCCGUCGCCAGCGCGGGUCCCUCAGCGGUCGGACCGAGAGAAUUGCGUUGCAUUUGUUUAACCACCAUGUCAGUUCACCCCAAAAUGAUCUCCAGUCUGCAGGUGACCGCCGCAGGUGUCCAGUGCCCCAAAGUGGAAGUGAUAGCUGUCCUGAAGAACGGCAAUGAAGUCUGCCUAGACGCAGAAGCCCCUGUGACCAAAAGAAUCAUCCAAAAGAUUUUGAAGAGCGGAAACAAGAAAGAUUGAUGCGAAGAAAGAAUCAUCCUUUGGAAAAGUUGCCCAGUUUUUGUCAGAGCAGGUGUCUAGGGGAUCCCCGGACUCAAAGAACACAGGAAGAAAGGAACGGACAGCUUUUUCCUGGAUUCGCCUCGUUUGUCCCCAAAGUUUUCUAUUCACCUUAUGAAGUAUUUAGCUUGUGUCUUCUGCUAUUUGCUGCUUGGUACACUCAGUGUUGUUGGGACCUUUUGCAAUUGAUUGUAUUGUGAGUCAAGAAUUGUCAAUUGCUAAUCUUCCAAACUGCCUAGAAUUGAACGAGCCAACGGUAUGGUACUUUCAGAUUAUAUUCUUGUUAUGCCACUGGAAAGGGAAAUGAUGUUUCAUUAGGAUA